ACACAAGACACCGUAGCAAUAGGACCCAUCUUUUCUCUCUCUUCCCUAUACAGUAAGGGGUACAAGACAUGGUCGACAGGAUCAACAACGGUAGCAGCAGCAACCACGACGACGGCAGCAUCAGCUCAACGCAGGUGUGGUCGGCAGCAUAUGCUGGCGUGGAGGUGUUCCAGCAGCUGUACAACGGAACGGCGGUGAUGCGUCGGCGCAAGGACUCGUACGUGAAUGUGACGCAGAUCCUAAAGUGUGCCCAGUACGACAAGCCACACCGCACUCGGUUCCUUGAGCGCGAAAUUCACACUGGUAUCCACGAAAAGGUCCAGGGUGGCUAUGGAAAAUAUCAAGGGACCUGGGUGCCGCUUGAUCGGGCAAUUUCGCUGGCCAAGCAACUGAAUGUGUACGAUGCACUGAAAUACGUGCUCGAGUACAGCCCGGCGCCUGGCGAGAAACCCCCAACGGCGCCGCGCAGCCUGGAGUCGCUCCGCAAGCGCAAGAGCGCAACUCUCAAGGCCUCGGGGCCAGGCUCGGCUACAAAGCGGCGUGCGUCGGGGACUCUGCGCCGGUACCCCUCAUCUGGCUCGCUGUCGAGUAUCCUGAACAAGCCUGGCGACCAAAACAUGCAUCCGGCAGCGCUAUCGCAGACUCAGCCGCCGCCCUCGCACUACUAUACCGCUAGCAACAAUGCCACCGCGCUCCCACCAGCCACACACAACACCCAACAGCUGCCGCCUGCCUACAACUCCCGCAAGCGGGGCCGCCUAUGA
Messenger RNA from Linderina pennispora, 764 nucleotides. Its product is annotated as apses-domain-containing protein. The coding region runs from base 69 to 764 and encodes 231 amino acids. Gene Ontology annotation, molecular function: DNA binding; transcription regulator activity. The transcript is spliced from 2 exons. Lineage: Eukaryota; Fungi; Kickxellomycota; Kickxellomycetes; Kickxellales; Kickxellaceae. The record is from RefSeq and is a predicted model, not a curated record. Gene Ontology annotation, cellular component: MBF transcription complex; SBF transcription complex.